AUGACGCCGGCUGAGCGGGCCCCCUUCGACCGGCAGGAUAGAGAGGUUGAAAGGUCGCUCGUCGUUCAGCAGAUGAGCACCCAACGGACCACGCCUGUGCCCUCCGCCGCCGCCGCCACUGCAAGACCGCCGCCCGUCCGCCCGCUGGACGCACUCCGAGCCCCGCGCCCCGCUCCCACCGGUGCAGCCGCGACGACGACCACUUCCGUGUCCACGUCACCUUCCGCGGCCACUGAGAAGGGCUGGGCCAGAGCGGCCCGAGCGGGUGCGGGCGCGCCCCCUGGCGGCCAGGACCGUGCACGGCGCCGCUCGGCUGGAGCAAUUCGGUUGCCAGACGUGGCAGUCCUAUUCCCGGGUGGCCUGGCAGAGGCGACCCUCCCGCCUCCUAGCCCGUUCCGCGCUCGCCCCGCCUCGGCUCACUUUAAAAGUUUCCUCGGGCCCGGACUCGCAGCGAAGCGAGCCGAGGCUGUCUAUGCCGGGAUGCUGCGCCUCGGGAGACUGUGUGCCGCCAGCCUGGGGCUGCAGGGGCCCCGGGCCGUCCUCUCUCGGGGUUGGAGGGAAGCGAAGUGGCAGCACGUCCGUCCGCUCAGCUCCCAAGAAGUGGAACGUACCACCCCUCUGCCUAAAGGGGGCCUCAGCUACAUUCGGGGCCACACCAGUUUCCCUCUUAUCAACAAGACCGUGGGGCAGUGCCUGGAUGCCACAGUACAGAGGUUCCCCGACCGAGAGGCCUUGGUUGUCCUCCAUGAAGACAUCAGGCUGAACUUUGCCCAGCUCAAGGAAGAGGUGGAUAAAGCUGCUUCUGGUCUCCUAAGCAUUGGCCUCUGCAAAGGUGACCGGCUGGGCAUGUGGGGACCCAAUUCCUACGCAUGGGUGCUCAUGCAGUUGGCCACUGCCCAGGCGGGCAUCAUUCUGGUGUCUGUGAACCCAGCCUACCAGGCUUUGGAACUGGAGUAUGUCCUCAAAAAGGUGGGCUGCAAAGCCCUUGUGUUCCCCAAGCAAUUCAAGACCCAGCAAUACUACAACAUCUUGAAGCAGAUCUGUCCAGAGCUUGAGAAGGCCGAGCCAGGGGCCUUGAAGAGUGAGAGUCUCCCAGAUCUGACCACAGUCAUCUCGCUGGAUGAUCCUUUGCCGGGGACCCUGCUGCUGGAUGAUGUGGUGGCGGCUGGUGGCACAGAGCAGCAUCUGGCCCAGCUCCAGCACACCCAGCAGUUCCUGUCCUGCCAUGACCCCAUCAACGUCCAGUUCACCUCGGGGACUACAGGCAGCCCCAAGGGGGCCACCCUCUCCCACUACAACAUUGUGAACAACUCCAAAAUGAUAGGCCAGCGCCUUAAAAUGCAUGUGAAGCCACCAGAGGAGAUGCGGGUGGUCAUGCCCUGCCCCUUGUACCACUGCCUGGGCUCCGUGGGGGGCACCAUGAUGUGUGUGAUGUAUGGUGCCACCCUCCUUCUGUCCUCUCCGAGCUUCAAUGGCAAGAAGGCGCUGGAGGCCAUCAGCAAAGAGAAAGGCUCCUCCCUGUAUGGUACCCCAACGAUGUUCGUGGACAUUAUGAACCAGCCAGACUUCUCCAGUUAUGACUUAUCAUCCUUAUGUGGAGGUGUGAUUGCUGGGUCCCCUGCACCUCCGGAGCUGGUCCGAGCCAUCAUCCACAAAAUGAACAUGAGGGAGCUGGUGGUUGUUUAUGGAACUACAGAGAACAGUCCCGUGACCUUCAUGAACUUCCCUGAGGACACUCUGGAGCAGAAGGCGGAGAGUGUGGGCAGAAUUAUGCCUCACACGGAGGCCCGGAUCGUGAACGUGAAUACAGGGGAGCUGGCAGAGCUGAACACGCCCGGGGAACUGUGCAUCCGAGGGUACUGCGUCAUGCAGGGCUACUGGGGAGAGCCUCAGAAGACCUUUGAAGCAGUUGGGCAGGACAAGUGGUAUCGCACAGGAGACAUCGCCUCCAUAGACGAGCAGGGCUUCUGCAAGAUCGUGGGUCGCUCUAAGGACAUGAUCAUCCGGGGUGGUGAGAACAUCUACCCUGCAGAACUGGAGGACUUCUUUCACACACAUCCGCAGGUGCAGGAAGUGCAGGUGGUGGGAGUGAAGGACCACCGGAUGGGGGAGGAGAUUUGUGCCUGCAUCCGGCUGAAGAGUGGGGAGACCACCACCGAGGAGGAGAUCAAAGCUUUCUGCAAAGGGAAGAUCUCCCACUUCAAGAUUCCCCGCUACAUCGUGUUUGUCGACGACUACCCCCUCACUGUCUCAGGAAAGAUCCAGAAAUUCAAACUCCGAGAGCAGAUGGAAAGACAUCUGAAAUUGUGAAUCGAGGGGAGGAGGGGUCUGACCAGGCCUGCCCCUCCCCCAAGCCCCUGGUCUUCUUUGUUACUUGGCAUAAAGAGCUCUGUGUUUCCCAAUCUCUGGAUGGAGUGCUCUCUCUGGAACUACUGUGGAUGGAGAAAGGAAGAGUCUGAUGGGAAACCAGCUUCCAGAUCUAUUCCUCUGAGCACUACUUUUUAAGUAGAUUACCUACUUAAUCUAACCCUCACCCAUCCCUUUGAAGUUGCAAACCCAUUUUACCCAUUCUUUUCUAUUUUCUUCUUCUUCUUUUUUUUUUUUUUUUUUUUUUUUUGUACUGGGGAUUGAACCCAGGGAUACUUUACUGAGCUAUAUCCCCAGCCCUUAUUAAUUUGAGACAGAGUGUUGCUGAGUUACUAAGUCUGACUUGAGCUUGUGAUCCUCCUGCCUCAGCCUCCCAUGUUGCUGAGAUUACAGGAGUGCACCACCAUGCCUGGCUUCCGUUUUUUUCUUUUGUAAGCUUUACUUAUUCCAUCCUUUUCCACAUUGUUGCCACAUAAGUCCAACAAGAAAUAUUCUUCUUUUUUCUAAAUCACAGCUUUAUUGAGAUAUAAUUCAUAUACUAUUCAAAAAUCCCAUUUAAAACAUACAGUUUUCCGGUGGUUUUUAAUAUAGUCACAGAUAUGUGUAACCACCACCAAAGUCAAUUUUGAACAUUGUCAUUACCUCAAAAAAAAAUACUCUUUAACUACCACUCCUCCCAUCCUCCCCAAUCAACCCAAUAAAAAUAAAGCAGGCUAUCACUUGACCCAAGAAAUAAAAAACAGCUGGCUUCCACAAGA
Messenger RNA from Sciurus carolinensis (gray squirrel), 3125 nucleotides. RefSeq names its product acyl-CoA synthetase family member 2 (gene Acsf2). The transcript is spliced from 17 exons. The coding region runs from base 1 to 2310 and encodes 769 amino acids. Gene Ontology annotation, biological process: fatty acid metabolic process. Gene Ontology annotation, molecular function: medium-chain fatty acid-CoA ligase activity. The record is from RefSeq and is a predicted model, not a curated record. NCBI's taxonomy places the organism in Eukaryota, Metazoa, Chordata, Mammalia, Rodentia, Sciuridae.